Molecule: messenger RNA, 2020 nt
Organism: Bufo gargarizans (Asiatic toad)
Lineage: Eukaryota; Metazoa; Chordata; Amphibia; Anura; Bufonidae
Exons: 2
Coding region: 560-1879 (439 amino acids)
Biological process (GO): DNA recombination; DNA integration
Molecular function (GO): DNA binding
Source: RefSeq, a predicted model, not a curated record
CCCAGUGAAACUGGUAGGACAGACGGAAUGUUUAAUGAAGUAAAGUAAUCAAAUAAAUCCACGCCCCCAUUACCUCACUAUAAGAGGCCAAACCCCCCAUACAUCAGUGUGUUUUUUUCUGUCCUUGGGACUGCAGGACAGACGGGGCAGCCAUUUGGCUGCCAUGCUCUUAGAUUUCAUGCUAACCUUGUGUUUCUCUUUCAGGGUUGCAGCUUAUCUGAUGAAGCUGGUGCUGCCGGCAUGUUGGAGGCUCGGAGCUCCUGCAUUCAGCUUCCUGUUUGGCUUACACACAUUGUGUUCCAGCGCCCUCUGGUGGUUUGUUGCUGAACAACAAUGAUUAAAGUUUGUUCAAACCUGGCGUCUGACGUCAGUUUGGGCGCCAAAUUUGAAUAUAUAAAGCCUCCAGUCCUUCCAGGCUGUGCUGUUUGCAGCCUUGGGUUGGUUUCUGAGGCAGACUACUUUAGUCACCAGCUUUCCUGUGUCUGGUAGGUUUGCUGCUUCCUUGGUUAGCUAAUGAAUAGACAUUGUUCAUUCAUUUUUAACUCUUUCUCUGCAGAUAAUGUCCUCUGCCGGUGAUGGGGAUCGGACUGGGCGCAAGACGUCAUCCAAGCGCAAGCAUUUGGCGUGUAAGGAUUGUGACACCCCUCUAGCGGACUCCUAUGAAUUUAAUAGGUGUCCCUCUUGCCGUCCUCCUCCUCCCCUGCCUCCUGAUACGGAGCCUACCAUACGGGACGUAGUAGUCUGGGUAAAGGACUUUGUGGAGUCCUCAAUGAACACCCUAAGGGAUUCCAUGUCAUCCAGAAGACCCAGUGUCCGAUCUCCUCUGAGACCCACUCCUAUGCAGGAGGAAGUCUACCAUACCGUGGACGAAGUCCAUUCCUCUGAGUCUAGCGGGGAGGAAGAAGAGGCUGGAAGAGCUCCUGCGACUGUCAAGGCCUACGCCAGGGUAAAGCGCAUUUUUCUUCUAUGGUGUGCAUCUCAUCAAGUACCAUCUCAGGAUCCUCCAGUAUCAGCUAUUCUUCAGUUCAUGCAGGAUGGACUAGAUAAGGGCCUCAGCCCUUCUACACUCAAGGUACAGAUCUCUGCUCUGUCAGCCGCCUUUGGCAGAUCUUUACAUCAAGACCCUCUGAUUAAGAGGUUCCUUAAAGGAGCCGUACGUCUUAAGCCUAGCAUUUCAAGACCUAUACCGCAGUGGGAUCUCUCAGUGGUGCUUAAAGGGUUGAGUGGUCCUCCCUUUGAACCCUUGGAAGAAGUGGACUUUAAGUUUUUAUCCUGGAAGGUAACCUUUUUGUUGGCCGUAACUUCGGCCAAACGCAUUUCAGAGCUUCAGGCUUUUUCGGCAUAUGAGCCAUACACUUUAUUUUUACCGGACAGAGUCCUUUUACGUUUUUUACCCACCUUUUUGCCUAAGGUGCCCUCUGUGCACAACAUUAAUCAAGUUGUGUCUUUGCCUGUGUUAUGUUCCUCUUCUUCCUCUGCAGAAGAAACUUCCCUCCAUACUCUGGAUGUGGCCAGAUGUUUGAGAAUCUACAUUGAGAGAUCCCGGGAGUUCAGAAGGUCAGAGAAUCUUCUUAUCCUGUUCUUUGGCAGGAAUAAAGGGAAGAAGGCCUCUAAGCCUACUCUAAGUAGAUGGAUCAGAGAGGCCAUCAGAGAAUCUUUCGCUUCCCAGAAUAGACCUCCUCCUGCCUUUGUCACUGCUCACUCCACCCGAGCAGUCUCUACUAGUUGGGCCGAAAGGUCUCUUAUUCCUCUGGAACAGAUCUGUUCCGCGGCCUCCUGGAGCUCACAUUCUACCUUUGUGAGCCAUUAUAGACUCAACCUCAGGGGAUCAGAAGACACUGCCUUUGGGCGGUCUGUUUUGAAUUCCAUUCAGCAUUGAAGUCCCUACCCUUUAGGCUAACUUCUUGCUAAGUCCCCACAUGUGCUGCUGGUUAGGACGUAAGGGAAGCGUUAAUUUCUUAACGUUAAUUUGUUUUCCCUUAGUCCUAACAGCAGCACACAAAUAUCCCUCCCUUUGUUU